ACAAAUUCUUACUUCCACCUCGUGAUUGUAUCUGACAUUUUCUCCGCUUUUUGUUCUAGAAUUACUUUUUUUCACUUAAGCUCUCUUGAUGAUACUGCGUAACUUCAAAUGGAUGAUGUUAUUGGCGGUGGUCCUGAUAGGUCAAGCAUUGUGUCAACGGACUUCAGCUAUGCAGAGAAUUGUUAAAGAAACCUUCCUUGCGGGAUCCGAGUACGAGCAAAGUCUCAUAGGACAUCUUCUCAACUCGAGCGCUAUGGUUACUCUGAACGAUGACAUCACUACUCUCCUGGCGAGCACCAAUAUGACAUACACCCUUGCUUCACCUGACGAGCCAUUUGUGUUCGUUGAGCGCAACUAUUUCUGGUCUCAAAAAGACUUCAACGAGUACGCCGACGGUGAAAACAACACGAUCUUCUCGUAUGUUUGCGUGUACAACGCAUCUGAAGACGAGGGGCUUUUCUCUCAGAUCUAUUUUCCAAGUGGCGAUCGGAUUCAAGAGGUGGUAUUCGGUUGUGAGGUCUCCAAGGAAUGUUGUGGAAUGAAGUGUUGUGGGGAUGACGUGCUCAUCAAUAUUAUCAUUGUUGGAGUGAUCAGCUUGGCUCUUCUGCUUCUUCUUCUCUGCAAUAUUCUCAUCGGGUUCAAGAAGAGACGUGAAAAGAGCCGAGAAACCAAUCUUAAAGCCACCUAUCAAGCAACAGACACCACUAACGGAGCCAUUGACAAUGAUAUCAUCAGCGCCGAUCAAAUCACCUAUGACACAAGACACCCGGCAACCAACCGUGGAUCCCCAGCCAACCCGACCGCCUAACCAAAUAAUUCCCAUCUAUUUUCCAAAAAACCAGCAUAAUCUAAAAUUAAUUCUGCUAGAUAACAUACCGACAUACUUGAAUGAUAUCCUCUUUUUGUGUGCAUCAGUGUGUGACUACUUGCCCAUAAAGAACAUUUAUUUGGAGCUAUUUUGAGAUAAGAAUUCACACUUUUACAAGAAAUCAUCUGAAUUGUCAUGGUAACAAAUAGUGGUCUAGAAAUAUCUGUCAAAAUAAUUUCUC
Molecule: messenger RNA, 1049 nt
Organism: Caenorhabditis elegans
Lineage: Eukaryota; Metazoa; Nematoda; Chromadorea; Rhabditida; Rhabditidae
Gene: R02F11.2
Product: CX domain-containing protein
Exons: 6
Coding region: 89-808 (239 amino acids)
Source: RefSeq, marked reviewed